This is a messenger RNA of Humulus lupulus (European hop), 717 nucleotides long. RefSeq names its product AT-hook motif nuclear-localized protein 23-like. Gene Ontology annotation, cellular component: nucleus. The record is from RefSeq and is a predicted model, not a curated record. Lineage: Eukaryota; Viridiplantae; Streptophyta; Magnoliopsida; Rosales; Cannabaceae. Gene Ontology annotation, molecular function: minor groove of adenine-thymine-rich DNA binding; DNA-binding transcription factor activity. The transcript has 3 exons. The coding region runs from base 1 to 717 and encodes 238 amino acids.
AUGGACGACUACAAGAGGAGAGAUCUGAAGAAUGUAAAGGUGGCCUCAAAUGACUCCAGAGACAUGCUACCCCGUUCAGGAGGAUGUAAAAACAGAUUUUCCAUUUCAUGUCAACCGCAACAGUCACUCAACGUCGAUGACAAUGACGACGACGACGACAACAACAACUUUGAACCCCACUCAGGUGGGGGCUUUGAUCUCAUCUCGGGUCAUCAUCAAAACUCCGGUGAUAUGGCCUCACGCUGCCCCAGAGGCCGACCACCUAGCUCGAUGAACAAGCCAAAGUCAUCGAUGAUCAUCACACGAGAGAGCGCAAACACUCUCCGGGCCCACAUCUUGGAGGUCGGAAGCUGCUGCAACGUCUUUGACUUUGUCGCCACCUAUGCCCGGAAGCGGCAGCGUGGGAUUUGUGUCCUUAGCAGAAGCGGCACCGUCACCAACAUCACGUUUCGGCAGCUCGCCGCAGCCGGAUUCGUGGUGACCCUCCACGGAAGGUUCGAGAUAAUUUCCCUUUCAGGAUCGUUCUUGCCCUCGCCUGCGCCACCGGGCGCCACCAGCCUCACUGUAUUUUUGGCCGGUGGACAAGGUCAGGUGGUUGGUGGGAAUGUUGUUGGAGCCUUAAUUGCAGCCGGUUCGGCCAUUGUGAUAGCUUCCUCUUUCACGAACGUGGCAUAUGACUCAUUUUUUGUUACAUUUUACUCAUUUCAUGUUACGUAA